GAUAUCACUUCACUGGGCUUUGUUUAACGUUGUAGAUUACAAUCAGUGGAGUAUGCGUUGGAUAAUUUUCUGGACAGCUUUAUAUUUUUCCUUCUGGGCGGCCCCCAUGUAAAGGAUAAUACGAAAUUUCCACCACAUAGUACAUAUAUCAAAUGUCUUCUAACAACAGGAGCAAUUAUAUUAGCUAGAGCUCUGCUUGGGAUAUCCAUCUUGCUUGCAAUCAUUGUGUACAAAUUGAGGAGGAGGCAUUUAUCUGUGGAUGAUACAAUUGAAGAGUUCCUUCAGAAGCAGAAUAACUUCAUGCCUAUCAGAUACACAUAUUCAGAAAUAAAGAAGAUCACUGGAAGUUUCAAGAAUAAAUUGGGUGAAGGAGGUUAUGGUUUAGUUUUUAAAGGGAAGCUUCGAAGUGGCCAUUUUGUAGCAAUAAAAUUACUGAGCACGUCAAAAGGUAAUGGCCAAGAUUUCAUCAAUGAAGUUGCUACCAUGGGAAGGAUUCAUCAUGCUAAUGUCAUGCAACUGAUUGGAUUUUGUGUUGAAGGAUCUAAGCAAGCCUUAGUAUAUGACUUCAUGCCCAAUGGGUCUUUGGACAAAAUCAUAUUUUCAACACAAAGCAAUACGUCUUUAAGUUGGCAAAAAAAUGUUUGAGAUUGCUCUUGGGGUGGCUAGGGGGAUUGAAUACUUGCAUAGGGGAUGUCAAAUGCAAAUUUUACAUUUUGACAUCAAGCCUCACAAUAUCCUUUUGGAUGACAAUUUUAAUCCAAAAGUUUCUGACUUUGGCCUUGCAAAAUUGUAUCCUAUAGAUGACAGUUUUGUAUCUCUCACAGCAGCAAGAGGAACACCAGGAUAUAUUGCUCCAGAGUUAUUCUACAAGAACAUUGGAGGUGUCUCAUACAAGGCUGAUGUUUAUAGUUUUGGAAUGUUGCUGAUGGAAAUGGUAGGAAAGAGAAGGAACUUUAAAGAAUUUGUGAACCAAUUAAGUGAGGUAUACUUCCCAACAUGGAUUUAUGAUCAAUUUGAUCGAGGUGAGGAUAUAGAUUUGGGAGAUGUUACAAAUGUUGAAAAGAAUAUUGUGAAGAAAAUGGUCAUAGUUGCCUUAUGGUGCGUACAGAUGAAACCUGUCAUUCGCCCUUCAAUGACUAAAGUCUUGGAGAUGCUUGAGAGUGAAAUUGAGCUCCUGAAAAUGCCUCCCAGGCCUUGUUUAUUUCCUUUUGAAUUGCCAACUGCAGAUCAUGCUAAUAUAAGUCUAGCAGCCAUGCCCACAAUGUCUCUUGAGGCAAGAACUUAGUGGUCUCAACCAAAUGUAUUAUUAGGUAAAUUUUACUCUUAGCAAGUGCUGCUUAUAUGCCAAUAUCCAGCAUUGUAGACUUAGAAAAUGGCCACUUUAAAACUAUACUCUUUCUUCUUCUUCUUCUUCUUCUUUUUUUUUUUUUUUUUUUUGUGUAAAAUGUAUUAAAGUUUGUUGAUGCUUCCUAACCCUCUGUCGUAGCAGGGUUCACCAUACCAUUUAUUGUUUGAAUAUCAUACUUUGGUUUAUUUUUCAAUUAACCAAAUAGGAUUGU
Messenger RNA from Rubroshorea leprosula, 1559 nucleotides. Lineage: Eukaryota; Viridiplantae; Streptophyta; Magnoliopsida; Malvales; Dipterocarpaceae. The record is from the annotation of a GenBank genome assembly.